UCUAAUGUCAAAUGUGCGAACCACGUCAGAGACAAAACAACGAGACGGAACCAAAUCCCGGUGAAAUGUUAUUAUCAUUGAAACUAUUAUAAAAUAAUUCUUUAUUUCGCGUGUUUCGUGAUAAUUCAUCACCAACGAUGUCACACAGCAAUCGUCAUAACUCUAAAGCACAUGCAACUUCUACCAAUCCUUGGAGUCGCAAUCAAACCGGUGUUGGAGACGCACAAACUACCCGUCCAAAAUCUAAAGGAUCCAAUCAGAAUCAACCAAAACCGGGGGUUAGUGGGGACAGCAAUUUGUUGAAAAAAUGUGAAGAUAAAUUUGCUCAAGAACACCACAAGCAUUUGGAAUCGGCAAAAAAAUAUAUCCAACAGUAUGAGUCCAGUGAGGAUGAGGAUGAUGGAAGAAGCUCUUCGCCGAACGAGAUUUUAGGAACAGUGUUGAAGAACUAUCGGGGCGCUGACGGGGACAUCGUCAAGACCCAGGAAUAUCUACAGAACCUGCUUGAAUCCCGCUCGGCCGUCUGCUUGAUUUGUAUCGGUACGGUUAAACGUUCCGAUUCGAUUUGGUCCUGCACCAGUUGUUAUACGUUUUUCCACCUUCUGUGCAUCCAGCGAUGGGCGAACGAUAGCAUCUCACAAAAGCGCAUAAGUCACGAACAGCAGGAAGGAUAUUACAACAAUCGGGGUGAGUACAUUCCCAAACCGACCCUUUCCGUUCAUUGGGACUGUCCGAAGUGUCGUAAGGAGUAUGAACCGGUGGAUAUCCCACGGCACUACGAUUGUUUCUGUGGGAAAGAACAAAACCCACAGAAUCAUUUGUGGCUGAUACCGCAUUCCUGCGGAGAGACCUGUCGGAAACGGCUGGUGCCAGACUGUGGUCAUAAGUGUGUUUUACUUUGUCAUCCGGGACCAUGUCCGCCGUGUCCCCAGACGAUUGCGGUGUCUUGCGAGUGUGGUCAAUCGGCUAAGAAAACAAUUCGGUGCUCGCAGAGAACUUGGACAUGUCUUAAGCCGUGUAAGCAAAAGCGUAACUGUGGAAUUCACGAAUGCGGCGAGCUGUGUCACUCUGCGGAAAAGUGCCCGCUGUGUAAAAGUCGAAGCAAACAAAAAUGUCUCUGUGGCAAUAGAUCCAAAGAAGUCAACUGUUCUGAAUCUCGCUGGCAGUGCGAUAAAAUAUGUAAGAAAACUUACGCGUGUGGUUUGCACAGUUGUGAGAAUACAUGUCACGAGGGCGAUUGUGGCGAGUGCCCAUUGGGAUUACCAAGAACUUGUCCAUGCGGGAAAACAUCCUCCGUUGCUUCCUGUUCCGAGGCAAUAGGAACCUGUGGUGACACCUGCCAGAAAUUUCUCGAGUGUGGAGUUCAUCAGUGCAGUGAACGAUGUCAUCCGGGCAAGUGUAGUCAGUGCCUGGAAUUGGUAAGGAAAUCGUGCCGAUGUGGAUAUAUGGAGAAAGAGGUCGCAUGUCACAAGCAGCUGAUAUGUGAUACAAAGUGUAAAAAUAUUAGGAGCUGUAGCAAACAUCCAUGCAACAGGAAGUGCUGCGAUGGUGAAUGUCCACCAUGUGAUAAGUUGUGUGGGAAAACGUUAGCUUGUGGCAAACAUAAAUGUUCGUCUCUCUGUCACCAUGGUCCGUGUUAUCCGUGCAAUCAGAAGGCAUCGAUUAAAUGCAGGUGCGCUGGAACUGUGGUUGAGGUCCCUUGUGGACGCGAGAAAAAGAUGAAUUCACCAAAAUGUCGUUUGCCAUGUCGGAUACACUCUAAGUGUCACCACACCAACCCGCACCAUUGCCAUCAGGGUGAUUGUCCUCCUUGUCAGCGAGUGUGUGGUCUACCGAAUGACACCACCAACUGUAAGCAUCCGUGCGAGGCUAAAUGUCACGAUGCGGUGAAGGUUGUGACGAAGGAUAAAAAUUUCAAGCCUGUCGGUCCAUGGGAUGUUCCUAUGGAAAUUGUCGAGAUCAAAAAGUUGCCCCAUCCGCAGUGCGAGGUGAAAGUUCCUGUCACAUGCAUCGGUGGCCAUGAAACAGCCCUUUGGCCAUGCUAUAACUCCAAGCCGGCCUCAUGUGGCCGAGAAUGUGGUCGAUCUCUGAAGUGUGGUGUUCAUAGGUGUCCCAUGCAGUGUCACAGGGUAAGAAGACUCGACUCGGCAGAAGAAGAUCCAAGGUGUCAGCCAUGUAAUGCGGGCUGUUUAAUAUCACGCCCGGCCGGAUGUGUUCACCCUUGUAAGCGACCCUGUCAUGUCCCGCCUUGUAAUCCGUGUCAGGUACCCACUAAGACUUCAUGUCACUGUGGUUUGACACAGAUAUUUUAUAAGUGUCACGAGUUUUAUGGUGGCGACAAAACGGAGGACGAGUUGAUUGUUUUCAGAGAACAAUUACUUAGUUGCGGACAGAAGUGUAUCAAGAAUUUCCCAUGCGGUCAUCGCUGCAAUACUACCUGUCACUCCGGGGAGUGUCCCAAUCCGGAAGCAUGUACCAAAAAGGUUAAAAUCACAUGUAGCUGCCGCAAUCGUAAAAUGGAGGUGAGCUGUAUCGUAGCUCAAAGUAAAACCAAAACUUUAGAAUGUGACGCAAGCUGUGAAAAGUUGAACGAAGUUAAAGUUCGCGAGCUUUCCGAUAAAGAACGCCUGCAGAAGGAGCAGGAAGAGGUGGAAAAUCAACGGGCUCUCGAGGAGUAUGAGAGAAAGCUGGGACGUAAGAAAUAUCGGGAACGGAAGCGUGUUCAGGUUGAAGAAACAACCGAUAGUAGUAAAUUGAUUUAUGCACUUGUCCCAUUCGGGAUCCUGAUGGUCGCCGUAGUGGCGUAUUUAUUUUUGUCGAAGUAAAUGUUUGCCUUAAAAUUAUAUGCAGUUCAAUCAUUCAUCAUAAACAAAUCGGAGAUAAGUAUUCAUUUUUUUACAUCAUUACAUUAGUCACCUCGGUCGGGAAACUAUUUUCAUAUUCCCGCCAAGGAUAAACAUCAGUUAUAUUCUAUACAUUACAACACUAUUGACCUUUUUCCUUGUCUUUACAGCUGGCAUGAUCCCAGACUCGUAAUACUUGUUUACCAAAAACCAUCCAUGCUAUGGGAUUGAAGGUAACGGCGAGUUUGUCGCUAAGAUUGGAAUCUUUCUUCAACACAUCAUCGACCGUAAAAAACUUAAGGGACACGAGAGAACAAAAUACGGAUGAAACGUGCUAAUUCUACCGUCAGUCUGCUAAUCAGCUAAUGCAAAUCAGAGCGAUGCAGCAGGAAGAGGAACGGGAACUUGCUUUGGAAAUGCUCAUCAAAUUGAGGUGGUUGAGGCUGCGAUUAAAAUUUGCCUCUUGUACGCAGUUGUUAGAAUGAUUCCAACGAGAAUUAUUGAUGUUGUUUAUAGAAUAAGUUAUUAGUAUAAUGUAUUCUAAGUAUGUAGAAUUAAACGCAAUCAAAUACAAUUUUUAAAUUAAAAAUAA
Toxorhynchites rutilus septentrionalis is the source of this 3435-nucleotide messenger RNA. Its product is annotated as NF-X1-type zinc finger protein NFXL1. Gene Ontology annotation, molecular function: DNA-binding transcription factor activity, RNA polymerase II-specific; RNA polymerase II transcription regulatory region sequence-specific DNA binding; zinc ion binding. The coding region runs from base 138 to 2825 and encodes 895 amino acids. Gene Ontology annotation, biological process: regulation of DNA-templated transcription. The record is from RefSeq and is a predicted model, not a curated record. The transcript is spliced from 7 exons. NCBI's taxonomy places the organism in Eukaryota, Metazoa, Arthropoda, Insecta, Diptera, Culicidae. Gene Ontology annotation, cellular component: nucleus.